Molecule: messenger RNA, 2315 nt
Organism: Punica granatum (pomegranate)
Lineage: Eukaryota; Viridiplantae; Streptophyta; Magnoliopsida; Myrtales; Lythraceae
Source: RefSeq, a predicted model, not a curated record
CGUUUUCAGGGAACUUUUUGGACAUUUUCUUGUUUGAUUUUGUUCUGCUCAACUGUCGUGCUUUCACGGAGACAAUAACAGUGGAGGAGCAGGACAACAUCCCGAAACCGGUGACGGAUCAACCGAGGAAACCUCCCCUGUAACAUAGCAUUCACCGGUCGACUAUACGUCCAAGCAGAGUAAUUCAAUCCACUGACCGAUUGCUUCCUCUUCGAAGUGGUCCAUUUAUAAAGAUGCAGUUCCCCAGGCACCCUUUUUCCUUUAAUUCGCUUCGGCUUUCCAUCAAAGGCGCUUUCCAUGUCCGCUCUCGAAUAGCCCUUCUCCCUGUUUCUCGUUGCACAAUCAUCCAUUGAUUUGGACAGGUAGGAAAUGCAGGAGGUUUGACGUUAAGGAAAUUCUGAGGGCGUUGUAUUAGGCAGAUGUAUAUAUUCGUCUAGUACGUUUUGAGUCUUUGAGAUUAAAGAGAGAAAAACAAUCCAACAAUGUCAACGACCACCACGGAUAUCACCCAGAAUGGGAGCCUGACAAGCCUCGAGACUGCAAGCUCCAUAUUUGAGAUUGGCGACUCCGACCUUUUGCGCUUACUGGACAGACCGAAACCUAUAAAUGUGGACAGAAGGUCGUUUGAUGAGAGGUCUUACAACGAUGUGUCUAUUAGCUUGUCGCCCCGUCACAGUUUCAGGAACUCUGAGAAUUUCCGUAACUUGGAACAUGCUGGAUACAUGUUUUCUCCGGGAAUAAGGUCGGGUUUGAAUACUCCUAGGUCGCACAGUUACUAUGAGACGCACCCUAUGAUUGUGGAUGCAUGGGAAGCUUUGAGGAAGUCCAUUGUCAACUUCCGUGGCCAACCAGUGGGGACUAUUGCUGCUUUGGACCAUUCAGUGGAAGAACUCAACUAUGAUCAGGUCUUUGUUAGAGAUUUUGUUCCAAGUGCACUGGCUUUUCUGAUGAAUGGCGAGACGGAGAUAGUGAGGAACUUCCUCCUGAAGACUCUCCGUCUGCAAUCAAGAGAGAAGAUGGUAGAUCAAUUCAAGCUCGGAGAAGGGGUGAUGCCUGCAAGUUUUAAGGUGAUCCAUCACCCGGCGAGGAACUAUGAGACUUUGACUGCUGAUUUUGGCGAGAGUGCGAUAGGGAGGGUGGCUCCCGUGGAUUCGGGAUUUUGGUGGAUUAUACUGCUCCGUGCGUAUACAAAGUCCACAGGAGACACUUCCUUGGCAGAAUUGCCCGAAUGCCAAAGGGGAAUGCGCCUCAUUCUCAGUCUCUGUCUAUCCGAAGGUUUUGAUACUUUCCCUACUCUGCUAUGUGCAGAUGGAUGCAGCAUGAUCGAUCGCAGGAUGGGUGUCUAUGGUUAUCCUAUUGAAAUACAAGCCCCCUUCUUCAUGGCACUAAGAUGUGCCCUUCUACUACUCAAACAAGACGGCGAGGGCAAGGAAUUCGUGGAACGAAUCGUGCAGCGUCUCCAUGCCCUGAGCUACCACAUGAGGAGCUACUUCUGGCUCGACCUGAAGCAGCUGAAUGACAUAUACCGGUACAAGACCGAGGAGUACUCCCACACGGCUGUUAACAAGUUCAAUGUGAUGCCUGAUUCCCUCCCUGACUGGGUCUUUGACUUCAUGCCGAGCCGUGGGGGAUACUUCAUCGGGAAUGUGAGUCCUGCGAGGAUGGAUUUCCGAUGGUUCUGUUUGGGAAACUGCGUCGUGAUCUUGUCGUCUCUGGCGACACCCGAACAGGCAGCGGCCAUAAUGGACCUGAUCGAGGCUCGGUGGGAGGAGCUUGUCGGGGAGAUGCCACUGAAGAUCUGUUAUCCAGCGAUUGAGAGUCACCAGUGGAGGAUCGUGACGGGAUGUGAUCCGAAGAACACGAGGUGGAGUUACCACAACGGUGGUUCUUGGCCAGUGCUCCUAUGGCUCCUCACAGCAGCUUGUAUCAAGACGGGUCGUCCUCAGAUUGCAAGGCGUGCGAUCGAGCUGACUGAGAGCAGGCUGUCCAAGGAUCACUGGCCUGAGUACUAUGAUGGGAAGACAGGAAGGUACAUCGGCAAACAGGCCCGUAAGUUCCAGACAUGGUCGAUUGCCGGGUACUUGGUGGCAAAAAUGUUGUUCGAGGACCCGUCUCAUUUGGGUAUGAUCUCGCUCGAGGAUGACAAGCAGAUGAAGCACCUUGUCAAGAGAUCUGCUUCAUGGAACUGUUAGGUACUUUUGAAAAGUUUGAUCCAGCUUCAUGUUAUAGAAAAUCUGUAAUAAGAUAAUUUUGGACAGUGAUCUCUUUAAAUUAAUAUCACGCUUUUCGGCCGACUGGCCUAGAUGAUUUUUUAA